UUGUGGAUGUGGCAACGUUAGCAGCACACCUCUGGGUUUUGGAAAUCAUCUGUUCACUUUAAAGUUGUCGUGUUUUGCGCAAAAAGGAAAAGUAUAGAUAAAAUAAAUCAUUGUGCUGAUAACGCUUCGAUCAAAUGAUAAGCGAUCACUAUUAGGCUUAUCUAUCAUAUGCAAUCGUAACAUUGUAGACGGCCGAGCUCAACGGCUGUAGUUCCAUUUAAAAACAGCUUUUCAAUCAGGUUUUUGCAGUUUUCUUUAAAUUUUUGUUGAGGUGGCAACACCAGCAGUAGAAACAUUAAAAUUGUAUACAUAUCUAAUUGGAUAUCUGGUCACUUGAAAGUCGCCGCAUUUCGUACAAAAAGAUAAAAAAUAUAGAUAAAAAGACAAACUUUGAAGAUGGCAUUUUGGCCGGUAUUACUGGAGGCGCUGAUAACGCUGGUGCACAUUAUAACCGAUCGAAUCUUGGAAUUUGCACUGGGCUGGUAUCUGGGUCCCCAUAAGCGUGUCGCAACAAUUUCCUCAGUGGAUCAACAGGUCAUAUUGACUAAGAGCGCCGUCGAGUUGGCAACAGCGAUACGCGCGGGCAAGUUGAAAAGUUACGACAUCGUCAAAGCUUAUUGCGAACGCAUUGAUAUUGUAAAUCGUGAAUUGAACGCUGUUGUCGAUGGACCUUUCGACACGGAGGCGCUAGAGGAAGCCCGCAAAAUCGAUGAACGCUUAGCGUCAGGUCAGUAUACCGAUGAGGAGUUGUUGGCGUUGCCCUUUCUGGGCGUGCCCUUUACCACCAAGGACAGCACGUCGGUGGCUGGCAAGCUGCUCACAUUGGGCCUGCUGGCACGCAAGGAUAUGAGAUCUAAAGAGGAUGCGGAGUGCGUGCGUCUGAUGAAGAAGAGCGGUGCAAUUAUCAUUGCCACGUCCAAUGUGCCGGAAGUGAACAAAUGGAUUGAGUCACGUAAUAUGCUCAUUGGUGGCACCAAUAAUCCGUACGACUUGAGACGGUCAGUGGGCGGCUCCUCAGGCGGCGAGGGUGCUUUAAUUACGGCCUGCUGCACAGGCUUUGGACUAGGCACUGAUAUCGGUGGGUCCAUACGUAUUCCUGCAUUCAAUUGUGGCGUCUUUGGUCACAAGCCCACCUCGGGUGCCAUCAACAUGGCCGGCUGCACCUUUCGCACUGGCAAGGAGCUCAACACGAUGGUCUGCGCAGGCCCCAUGGCACGAUUUGCUACCGAUUUGCGACCCAUUAUGAAGGUCCUGGUGGAGCCAUCGCUGCAGAAUGUACUCCAACUGGAUAAGAAGGUAGAUGUGAAGCAAUUAAGGUACUUCUAUGUACCUAGUCUGGGAAUGCGCCAGUGUAAUCCCAUUAAUCAAGAGACCGAGCGAGUCAUGUAUAAUGUGCGCAAACAUCUGGAGCAGCUGAGUGGUCAAGAGGUGCAUCUGGCCAAGCUGCCGGAAACGCAGCUGACAGGCAAAAUGUGGCGUUACUGGAUGACCCAAGAACCGGCCAGCUUUAAUCAUCUCCUGGGCAACGGCGUCCAACUGAAUCCGUUUGUGGAGCUAUUUAAAAAGUUGUUGGGUAAGAGCGAGUACAGCAUGGCGGCCAUUUACUCGCUAAUUGAUAGCCUGCUGCCCAAGGAGAAUGAAAAGUUAAUACGCUCGGCCACCAAGAAGUGCAAGGCAGCUCUGCAAGAGCUGCUGGGAGAGAAUGGAGUGCUGAUUUUCCACAGCUCUCCACGUACAGCCCCAUUCCAUUACUAUCCUUUGUUUAAGUUUCUGGACUUUAGCUACUUUAGUCUAUUCAAUGUGCUCGGACUACCGGCGACACAGGUACCCAUGGGACUGGAUAGUCAAGGCAUGCCACUGGGUAUUCAGGUCGUAUCCAAUCACAAUAACGACCGCCUUUGUUUGGCUGUGGCCGAGGAGCUGGAGCGUGCAUUUGGCGGCUGGGUGGCACCGUUUCCAUUGAAAUCCAAAUAAAUUGAUGGUGACCAUCUUUUUUUAAUACUCAUCCAGGUGGUGGGGAUCCUAAGGCUGUUUCUAUGAACAAUAAUCUAAUAAACAAUUUGCUUUGAUAAAAA
This is a messenger RNA of Drosophila hydei, 2075 nucleotides long. RefSeq names its product fatty-acid amide hydrolase 2. The record is from RefSeq and is a predicted model, not a curated record. Lineage: Eukaryota; Metazoa; Arthropoda; Insecta; Diptera; Drosophilidae. The transcript has a single exon. Bases 397 to 1974 code for a protein of 525 amino acids.